CAAUGGGCGGCUGCGCCGUGGCGGACGCGGGGUGCGCGCGCGGGCGGGAGAACUGCGGCCCAGCUCAUUCACGGCCAUGGAGGCGCCCGCAGCCCGCCUGGUGCAGCUGCUGCUGCUGAUCGGGGCCUGGGCCCCGACGCCGGGCCGCGCCUCCGCGGAGGCGCCGCCGCUGGUCAACGAGGACGUGAAGCGCACCGUGGACCUGAGCAGCCACUUGGCCAAGGUGACGGCCGAGGUGGUCCUGGCGUACACGGGCGGCAGCUCCUCGCCCCGCGUCGCCUCCUUCCUUCUGGCUCUGGAGCCCGAGCUGGAGGCCCGGCUGGCGUACCUCGGCGUGCAGGUGAAGGGAGAGGAUGAGGAAGAGAACAAUCUGGAAGUACGAGAAACCAAAAUUAAGGGUAAAAGCGGGAGAUUCUUCACCGUCAAGCUCCCAGUUGCCCUUGAUCCCGGGGCCAGGAUGUCAGUCAUUGUGGAAGCCGUUUAUACCCAUGUGCUUCAGCCAUAUCCAACCCAGAUCACCCAGUCGGAGAAACAGUUUGUGGUGUUUGAGGGGAACCAUUAUUUCUACUCUCCCUACCCGACCAAGACACAAACCAUGCGUGUGAAACUCGCCUCCCGAAACGUGGAGAGCUACACCAAGUUGGGGAACCCGACGCGCUCCGAGGACCUCCUGGAUUACGGACCUUUCCGCGAUGUCCCUGCCUAUAGUCAGGACACUUUUAAAGUACAUUCGGAGAACAACAGCCCUUUCCUGACCAUCACCAGCAUGACCCGAGUCAUCGAGGUCUCCCACUGGGGUAACAUUGCUGUGGAGGAAAACGUGGACUUGAAGCACACGGGGGCUGUGCUGAAGGGGCCUUUUUCGCGCUAUGAUUACCAGAGACAGCCAGAUAGUGGAGUCUCCUCCAUCCGUUCUUUUAAGACCAUCCUUCCUGCUGCUGCACAGGAUGUUUAUUAUCGGGAUGAGAUUGGCAAUGUUUCCACCAGCCACCUUCUUAUUUUGGAUGACUCCGUAGAGAUGGAAAUCCGGCCUCGCUUUCCUCUUUUUGGCGGGUGGAAGACCCAUUACAUCGUCGGCUACAACCUCCCAAGCUAUGAGUACCUCUAUAAUUUGGGAGACCAGUAUGCAUUGAAGAUGAGGCUUGUGGACCACGUGUUUGAUGAACAAGUGAUAGACUCUCUGACUGUGAAAAUCAUCCUGCCAGAAGGGGCCAAGAACAUCCAAGUGGACAGUCCCUAUGAGAUCAGCCGAGCCCCUGACGAGCUGCACUACACCUACCUGGACACGUUUGGCCGCCCCGUGAUCGUGGCCCACAAGGAAAACCUGGUGGAACAGCACAUUCAGGACAUGGUGGUGCACUACACCUUCAACAAGGUGCUCAUGCUGCAGGAGCCCCUGCUGGUGGUGGCUGCCUUCUACAUCCUGUUCUUCACCGUCAUCGUCUACGUCAGGCUGGACUUCUCCAUCACAAAGGAUCCGGCUGCAGAAGCCAGGAUGAAGGUGGCCUGCAUCACAGAGCAGGUCUUGACCCUGGUCAACAAGAGACUAGGUCUCUACCGUCACUUUGACGAGACAGUCAAUAGGUACAAACAGUCCCGGGACGUGUCCACCCUCAACAGUGGCAGGAAGAGCCUGGAAACGGAGCACAAGGCCUUGGCCAGCGAGGUGGCGCUGCUGCAGUCCAGGCUGAAGACGGAGGGCUCCGACUUGUGCGAUAGAGUGAGCGAAAUGCAGAAACUGGACGCACAGGUCAAGGAGCUGGUACUGAAGUCGGCAGUGGAGGCCGAGCGGCUGGUGGCUGGCAAGCUCAAGAAAGACACGUACAUCGAGAAUGAGAAGCUCAUCUCGGGAAAGCGACAGGAGCUGGUCACCAAGAUCGACCACAUCCUGGAUGCCCUGUAGCCCUGCACUUCCAGAGGGCAGGGUGGGAGUGGUGAACAUCAAGGCCGGCAAAUGCUGGCUUCUGUAUUUUGCAGAAGGCCUUCAAGGAAGAAAGAAGCCAGGCUCUGCCUCAGGCAAUACAAGAAGCUUAGUUUUUGUCCCUAAAAUGUUCAUUUAAAAAAAAACAAAAACAAACUUAAAUGUCAUUAAAAACAAAAUAUUUUUGUGUUUUGAACAAAGAAAUUUUUGAGUUGGUUUUAUUUGUUCUGAAGCCUAGGAUAUUCUUUCCACCUGUAAGCCCCUUGUUUUAUGCCCUUCUAAUUCCUGAUGUUUGGGUAUUUUACAGGUGUGUAUGUUUUUUAAAGCAUGUGUGACCGAAUGAAAAUAAAGCUGGAACUGUGAACAUC
This is a messenger RNA of Balaenoptera acutorostrata (minke whale), 2289 nucleotides long. RefSeq names its product ribophorin I (gene RPN1). The transcript is spliced from 10 exons. Lineage: Eukaryota; Metazoa; Chordata; Mammalia; Artiodactyla; Balaenopteridae. Bases 77 to 1903 code for a protein of 608 amino acids. Gene Ontology annotation, cellular component: membrane; oligosaccharyltransferase complex. The record is from RefSeq and is a predicted model, not a curated record.